Messenger RNA from Meyerozyma guilliermondii ATCC 6260, 2952 nucleotides. RefSeq lists its product as uncharacterized. The coding region runs from base 1 to 2952 and encodes 983 amino acids. The record is from RefSeq and is a predicted model, not a curated record. Gene Ontology annotation, cellular component: TSC1-TSC2 complex. Gene Ontology annotation, biological process: regulation of cell cycle; negative regulation of TOR signaling. NCBI's taxonomy places the organism in Eukaryota, Fungi, Ascomycota, Pichiomycetes, Serinales, Debaryomycetaceae. The transcript has a single exon.
AUGCUGGGGUCAUCGAGGGACCUCCUACGAUGUCUUGAUACUGUGUUCGGGCGCCUAGAGGACAUUUUAGACCACGAAAAUGCCCAGGACGAUCCCGACGUCGCUCUUCUCUGUGAGGCGAUCAGAGCAUUUCUCCACAAGCACGAUACCCUUCAUUCGAUAAAACAGACAAUUAACGUCAAUGACCAUCUCCUCCGUGUCUACAACACCUUCAUAGAGCCGCAUUCUGGUCUCAAGACUCAAACGUUCUUUUUGAAUGUUUUGAUUCAAUUUGUUCCCAUCUUGUUGGAGGAUGCAUCUAUGCUUUGGCUCAAGACAUAUUUACCCACGGCCUUGGACAGCGCAGGCGUCGACUUGAAGUUCACAGAAAUGAUCCAGGACCUUGUAAUCAAGCUCAGUAACUCGGAGGACGUAUAUGUCUCUUCCAAUGACACCGCUCUCGAAGCUGCAAGACGUCAACGAGCACUCAAAAUCAUGAACCACAUACUCAAUAUCUACUUGGGAAGGGCCAGUGUAUCCACUACUAUCAAGAGAGAGGAAAAUAGCCAAAUGCAGCUUGAACGACAACGUUUCAUGAGAAAAAAUUGUGCCAUCUUCCUCCUCAAAUAUGGCGCUCGACAUCCACUAGACUUGUUUGCAAUGCUCGAUGCCCAGUUUCGAUACCCCAGUGAGCGACUAGACAUUCUACUGUUUCUCUCUCAGUUCCUUGAGAGUAGCAGAAACCACAUUCUUCCCAUUUCUGGUAGCAGUUUGAUAACGAGUUUGUUCAAAUCGCUCUUGUUCGACAAUAACAUGUACAUAGCCGAAGCGGCCCUCAACUGUGCCUUCAUGGCCAUCCCCCACGUUGCAUUGCACGAGCCUUCGCAACUCUUGAUAUCUGAUCUUUUCGUGGCUUUCUUAAGACUUACCGUUUGGGGCUCCAAAGCUCAUGUUCCGCAAGUUCCAGGAACUUUCUGGGAAACCUACUCAAUCACCUGGAAUGCCGCUGAAAUCGAUGUCUCCCAUAGUCAACAGGAAUAUGUCACCCGCAAACUAGGGCGUGGCCCUUCUACAGCAAACAUACAGCAUCUUGCUACACUACUCUACGGAUUAGUGCCGUAUAAUUUCUGCAACUUUUGCAAGGAUCCCGAACUGUACAUUUCCAAGUUUCCUCCGCAAAUAACCACUGUCGCUCACUUGGACUAUAUUCUAGAUUUCACAAAAGGGAAUAAAGUGAUUCAAAAUCUCUACAACGACCAGCUUCAGGCCUUCAAAUUGCACCCCGUGUUUGUCGACUACAAGAGCCCUUCACCUACAGACCUUGAACUGGAACUUGCGAACCCUGUUGGGUGGUUCAAAGCAGAGCGAACACCAACCAGCUUGUCUCUUGCAUGCUAUAAGCUCAAUGCUGGAUUGGUGUUCGAUAUCCCAUUCAGCUGGCUGGAUGCAGAUAUCAAACUUAUCAGCAGCAAUGGAUCCAUGGCAAGCCUUGAAGAUUCUCACUUGGCGUCAAGAAAGAACUCUUCUGCUGGCUUUCUAUCGAUGACAGUGAAGGACGGACUUGCACAGAAAAUCGUUCUUGAAAACUCGCUAAGACGAAAAGCAAGCGGUGUAGAGUUCAGAGAAACCAGUUUUGAAGAAAAGCCCACCGAGGAACUGGAAAAAGUAACUUCCAAAGGUUACCUCGAAGAACUUUAUGAUACACACGAGAAGAUGUACGCUCCAAACGACCAGGGAUCACUACAAAUUCAGCGCCCAACGUCGUCAGCUACUACAUCUAUUGAAACCAAAGCUGUGCAGAGUGUGGUGAAGGCUGAAUCCAGUGAAUCCAAAGAGCAUUUAGGUUCGGUCGAUGAAGGAGGAAGAGGUUUCUACCAUCGAGAAUUGACAAUUUUAGCGAACGAACUCGAGUUCAGCAAUUACAUGAGGCAUGUUACAACAAUGCAAUACAUCGACAUGAGACUCAAAUUGAACCAGCUUCAGCGUGACACGUACAUCAAAGAGCUGUCAAAUUUGGAGGAGAUGCCCAAAGUUGUCUCUGACAAGAAGGAGUCACCAUCACAAGCGAACAACGUUGAUGUCAAGGCUCUUGUUGACCAGCUUGAAGUUCUAGGACUCGAGAAAUCUGAGCUUGAACGCAAAUUGAAGGACCUUGAAAAGACGUAUUCCUUUCUACAGAACAAUGUCGACGACACAUUUAGCAGCAUCGUUCCAAAGCGAGAGGCGGAAAUAGCUGAGUUAAAGAGACAGCUUGAAGAGAGGAAGGUCAGCGACGUACCGAAAGAAAAGCCAAUUGAGUUUGAGCCUCCUAGUGAAGACGGCACACCGGUGAACAUUGCUAGUUCAGAAAAAGAGAAGCGUAUAUUUGAGCUUCAAACUGAACUCGAAGUGUCCAAAGAUCUCAACGGCAAGCUAACAAGCGACCUUGUUGAACUCAAGCAGACGCUCGACACACAGGUGAAAAGCUAUGAAGCACGUCUCGCUACAUCGAAGCAAGCGCUCAGCGAAAGUGUUGGAAAGUAUUCCUUACAAUACGAAAAAAAGAUACAAGAGCUUUCUGCGGUUAUUCUUAGAUACGAAGGGCUCCUUGAUGAACGGAACUCGCGAAUCAAGCAGUUGUCGUCGCUGAAACCAAUCACCAUUCCAGCAACCGCCGAAGUCACCGACGCCAUACCUAUUGGAACCUACAGGGCCAAUGACAGAACAAUUGAUCCUUUUGCAUACCGACGUCACGAGCGCGGAGCCGCAGAUCUUGUGGGCGAGGGAAUAGACACUCGUGGCCAUGGAGUGCCCCGAGACCGGUCUAACUCAUCGUUGGAGUCGCAAUCAUCUGCAAGUCACCGAGACUCGUACCCUCAGCAGAAGCCUCCAACGAGUCGUUAUAACAGUUCCACAAGUGUUUUCACCCUGCCUACGACCCCCAUAAUCAAGGGACGUGGGGGAUUACAAAAGAGGUCUAAAAUGAAAAUGUAA